Seminavis robusta is the source of this 1942-nucleotide messenger RNA. The record is from the annotation of a GenBank genome assembly. NCBI's taxonomy places the organism in Eukaryota, Bacillariophyta, Bacillariophyceae, Naviculales, Naviculaceae.
AGAGAUCCGCGGACAGGGGAAAGUGAACUGCCAGAGGUGAACUGGCAGAGGCUCAUUUUUCGUGAAGUUAUCCUUGCCUCCUGCCUUCUUGCCAUUGUGAAAUGCAUGUAAUAAGAUGAAGGUAUCUUUGAUUUGGUUCCAGUGGUUUCUGCUUUUGGCUGGUUUUACUGGAGUGAAAGUGAUCCAUGGUCAAGAUGAAGAUGUAGAUGGGAGUGACUAUGAUUAUGGAGAUUAUUAUGGAGGUUCCGGUCCCAAUCUUCCAGGUAGCACUGGUAGUGCAUUGCCGGAUGUCACGUUGGUGGCAGUGAACUGCAGUGAUGAUUUGGUAGAGUUUACAGCUCUCACUGAAAUGCUCUUAGAAGGCUCUAGUGAUUUGCUGCCUCUGCUCGACAGAAAGGUGCUGAAAGGAGAGUUCAUGGGGAUCUAUAAUUCUCUUACGGCUCUCAACUGUGAUGCUUAUCACCGGAAAUUGAAUCGGGUCAACUUUGUAGCUCAAUUCAAUGGAACCGACUACUACACUCUACAAGAUCUCAUUUACUACAAUGAAUCUCUCAAUGUCAAUCAGACCAAAGCUCUGGAAGAUUGGUUUACUCCAGAUCAGAAUGGUACCGGUACUGAUCAAGAUGGAGAUCAAGAAGAUGCAGACUUGAAUAAUACCAGAAGAGCUGCAAGAAGAAUCCUUCAGAUUCAAAACGAAGUUUCCACCAAUACCACCAACUCUUCUGGUGACAGGGAAUCUUCUGAUUACAUGGGCUCUGUCACUGUCAUGUAUCAAACAGUGGGAACUUGCAGAGGCUGCCCCGUCACUGAUGCUGGAUCUUUUGAGCUGUACGACGAUGCAUUUAGACGGCGCUUGGCUACUAGUAAGGACAUGCAAAUGCGCAGGAUCAAUCCAGUGCAACUCAAGACACGCAUACUCUCGACGAGGAAACUUCAGCAAGAUUACAACAGCACUGACACAAGACCAGAUUGCCGUUGCCCAGAAGGAAGCAUACCCAGGCCACAAGCUCCAGGAGUACAAGAGUGCAUUGAUCUCAUGAACGAACGAAUCCCUGUCGUACAGCAAGAACUGGGUGUCUUACGAAACAGUGUACUCGUCAAUCUCAUACAGCUUGAUGAUCUAUCCACCAUAGAUGAUGACAAUGCCACUGAAACUGAAUCAGCUGGCACAAUUCCAGAUACUUCCAAUUCGGGCAAUGGCAGUUACCAACCUCCAGGAAUUCGUCCUCUUCCGCCAGGUCCUCCUCCUUCGGAUCCCAACAACAACAACAAUAUUGGUCUUUGCUGCCCCACCGGAUACACGGGAGUGCUGCCACACAACAAUUGCGCACAGUUUUACAACUGUGAAUUUGGACAAGUCGUAGAUCAGGCACCUAUUCCAUGUCCACAAGGACUGCUCUUUGACAGGAACCAGCAGGUAUGCACUUGGCCGGCCGUGGUAUCGUGCACUGAAAACCCCGUUUGCAUUUCCAGACAAAACGGACUGCAGCUAAUACAGCAACAGCAGCAAAAACAAAAAGAAGGAAAUCACCCAGCCUUGGAAUACAACAUUUGGACGCGACAGGGACGGCCCAAUGAUUCCUCGUCUGCCAAACCCAAAACAACGCAAAACGUUCGAAACAAUAACAAAGAUGGACCAUCCACCAAUCAAGAAACCACCCCAAACGGAGUGGAUGGGAUGGAACCACACUCGCUGGUACAUAUGGAUUCGUACGAGGGAAAGUCGAAAGGAGUCCCGAGGCAACAGGCAAGUCAUCUUGUGAUGAUGAUUGCCACCAUAAUAGCAACAACGAUGUUGUUGUGGUGGGGAUGACAACCCUGGCUAUGCAGCUACGAGGAUGGACGGAUUGACGGAUUUGCAAGCAUAGAUCUAUAGCUAAACGCAGGGUUGGCUACAAUUCACCACACCGUACUGUAAGACAGUAUAUUAUCUAUUCACCGC